Molecule: messenger RNA, 13345 nt
Organism: Anthonomus grandis grandis
Lineage: Eukaryota; Metazoa; Arthropoda; Insecta; Coleoptera; Curculionidae
Product: zinc finger protein 574-like
Exons: 11
Coding region: 404-2281 (625 amino acids)
Biological process (GO): regulation of transcription by RNA polymerase II
Cellular component (GO): nucleus
Molecular function (GO): protein binding
Source: RefSeq, a predicted model, not a curated record
UGGUCCCUUCUGCGUCCCCAAGGGCCUAAAAACGGUAGGGUGGAGGGGAUUGGCAUGGAGAGGGGAUAAGGGAGAAACGAUGACUGUUCCCCCGUUGUCCUCCUACCCCUUUCUCCGCCUUUGGUCUCUCUCUUGCACCGGCGGUGGAGUGGCGCACGUGCGUGCAUCGACGCUUCUAUGCGGGCCGACGUCGACAUCUCUAGUAGUGCAAGUUGAACUAUAGUUGUAUUCGGACGUGGACGGCAACAAAACGCGGCGGAUUCAGGCGACCGAUGCAGUUUCAAAGAUUAAAUUGACAGUGUUUGGUGUUGAGGAUAAACAGCAGUAUUUAUGUCGUUCUAUUGGCGGCGGUGUCGUAUUAAUGUUUUAUUCAGCAGUUUGAGUAGUCGGCGCUCGGCUGGCGAUGGGGAGUGAGCACUACUGCCUGCGCUGGAACAACCACCAGGCCAACCUGCUGGGUGUGUGUGCGCAGCUGCUGCGCGACGAGCGCCUUGUUGACGUGACGCUGGCGUGCGCGGACGAGGGACGCUGUAUUCGCGCCCACAAGGUUGUAUUAUCUGCCUGCUCGGCUUAUUUCCGAGCACUCUUCGUUGACCAUCCCGCACGCCACCCUAUAGUUAUCCUAAAAGACGUGCGAUUCAACGAUUUGCGCACUAUAGUCGAGUUCAUGUACAAGGGCGAGGUGCGCGUUGAAUACGCACAGCUCAGUAGGCUGCUGCAAACAGCUGAGAGCUUAAAAGUAAAAGGUCUUGCUGAGAUGACUCGAGAAUACAAACCCGAACCGCCUGAGCAAACGGAACCAGAAGAACUUGUUAAUCGUCGGCCGCCAUCUUUAGACACGAGUGACCCAACGCCGCCUCCCCGCAAUUCACCUGUAGCACCCGCACCACCUUCUAGACAGUCCCCAGAGCCAGUGCCAAGGCCACCCUCGCAAAACGGUUCUCCAGAACCACCACCCGUAAUAACCAACGCAAUCAACAACAACGCGUUUGGUCCGCCGCCCUCUGUACCCCAGUGCCGCCCUUCACCUCCUCCCUUACCUUUGAACUGUGACCCGUCGCUGCCGGGGCCAUCGAGUCUGCCGCCCAUUCAGCAAGUGCCCUUGAGUCUUAAAAAAGAAGUAGAUUGGGGAGGAGGAGGGAUAGAUGAUAAAAAUUCUGGCGGUGAAAGUUCUUCGGAGUAUUCUAGAUUACCACAUGAUUCGCCAAACCUUGAUAUGGAACAACGUAGUAGCUCCUCUUUGGAGCGCCCUCCGUCCUCAGCUUCCUCCUCAAGGGCUUCUACUCCUGGAGCACCCCUUCUACACUUUCCUCUCGCUGGUCUUCUUGAAGCUGGUCUGGUACCACCACUAGAUGGUUUGAGCGCUACCGCAUUUCGAUGUGGAGCCUGUUUAGCCGGGUUUCCAUCGCCCUGGCUGUUAGAACAACAUGCUGCUUUGCAACAUUUACCUGGUGCGUCUGGGCCAGACAAACCUUUUGUAUGCGACCAGUGUGGUCAAUCUUAUCGAUACCGCUCAGCCUAUGUGAAACACCGUGAACAAAAUCAUCGAGCGCGACUUCCUGCAGAUAAACUUUUUUCUUGUGAUGUCUGUGGGAUGCAGUUUCGUUAUCUCAAGUCCUUCAAAAAGCAUCGCCUAAAUCACGCUUUAGAAAGGUUGCAUGGCAGUCGCAGAAUUUCAGGAGAUUCUUCAACUCCAAUACCUUUAGUUAUGCCCUCAGAUAGUAACGACCAAGUAUCAAGUAGUAACGAAGCCAUUAUGGAUAGAGAAGACGAAGAAGAAACGGCUGUGGUAAAAGUUAAGACCGAGCCUGAAACUGAAGAUGCUCCAGGUUGUGAGGGUGGCUCAACAUCAGACAUAGAAAAGCCAGAUGUAGAGCAAGACGAUACAAUAGAUUCUAGGGUCAGUGUGAGCCUGGCAACGCCUGCCAAUGAGUUGCAUCGUGCUGAUCCGUCAGACGUAUCAGCGCUUGCUACCUUACUUAGGACAGAAAAUACUGAGAGUGCUGAUCGACAAAGGGAGCGUAGGUUUGCAUGUCCUUUUUGUGGAAAAUGUGUGAGAUCAAAAGAAAACUUAAAACUGCAUGUCCGAAAGCAUACGGGCGAACGUCCGUUCGUGUGUCUCUUCUGUGGCCGAGCAUUUGGAGGAAAAAGCGACCUGACGAGGCAUCUUCGCAUCCAUACUGGUGAACGACCCUACCACUGCGAUAUGUGCGGAAAAUGUUUUGCACGUGCCGACUAUCUGUCAAAACAUUUGACAACGCACAUAAAUACGCCACGUUAAUGCGUAACCCCUAAAUUCUUUACGUUUUUUAGUUUUUACAGAAAGUUAAUUUCAUAAGUUUUUAAACAUAAAUGUUAAAUUAGACUUGAAGCCGCUAACGUGUUUGUUUAGUUAUUUAAAUAUCACAUUAAUAGAUGUAAAUAGUCUAGUGUGGUCCAGAUAUUAUGAUUUAAUUGAACAUCGGUACUUUCUCUAAAACCAGAGCAAAAUUGCAGAUGACUUAUAAGGUAUAAGGUUUUUUAAUUUAGUCAAUAAUUUUUAAAAACUUUAACAAACUCGUUCAUUUACUUUUAAAUUUAUAUUAUGAGCUGAGUUUCUAAAUCUGUUGAUGUUAGGUAUGCCAAGCUCAUUAUAUUUUUAAGCUUUAAUUUUUACGAGCUGAAAACAAUUUUUUUACCACCGUGAGUAAAAUAUUCGCUUUACACUUUAUAAAUAUGUGUUUAUUAAUAAGAGUGAUCAUAAUUCUUAUUAAUAAAAAAGAUUAAAGGAUUUUUACAAAAUGAAAAUAGUUUUAUAAGAAAACAAUUUUUUUAAUUACUUUUUUUUGUCGUUUUUAGUUUUGUUUUUAUUUAGUAUUUCUUGUUUUUAGUAUUUCUUUUCUUUUAACCGGUUUUAGUAAUUCUAACAAAGGUAUUUUCUUAUUUCUCAUAUAAAAAGACAAAUCGUUUUUUGAAAAAAAAAUUAUGAAGAAAAAUUAUUACUUGUUAUUCUAACUCUAUGAGUAGGCAUUUUUGAAAUAAAGGAACAGAAAACUAUAAUAUAGAAUGAACAGAAGUCAGUAUCAAAUUCGUAGUGAUCUAUAAAAGUCUUCAUAUUUACAACAUUGACUAUAGUGCAUUGUACACUAGUUGUAAAUCUACAGAGUUUGUUUUAGUGGGAAUCUAAAACAUUUUCUUUGAAAAUCUUGAAUAACUCCCAGAGUUUUAUGACGUUAUGACUGGCCCGACCGUAAAUAGUGAUCAUUAAGGACCUAUUGUAUCCAGAGGUAAUUUAUCACUUGUAAUUUCGAGUAACUUCUAUUUUUUUCAAGUGUUCUUCAAUAUGGAGGUUGGGUUCUUAAAGUCAUUUUGGCUCAUUCCUAUAAUAUUAAAAGGUUCAUGUAUUUUAGCGUCAGCAAUAAUAUUUUCAAUCAAAGUGUAGUAUUAUGGUAAAAUCUCACAAGGCAAAAAGCUUUAACCGAAGAAGUGAAACUUUUGAUUAAUCUCAGUGACAUUUCCAUAUUUUGUAAGAUAGCAGUAGAUGUUUAAUAUCCGCCAGUUGUUAUUUUGUCAUAUGCAAUGAUCGGAUCAAACUAAUAACUCAAUCUAUUAAUUUUUUAUAGUACAGGGUGCGGCAAAAUGAUCUCCCACAUUUUGAUUUUUAGUAAAAACGCCAAUGUAAGUGCUUUGAAAAUUACAGUGAGUCCAAGUGGCGACCAUUUCUUUUGACACACAUUCGAAGCUGAUUUUUGAAAGUUUUCAUUACUCGAGCAGUAAUUUGAGGCGAUAUUCCUGUAAUUUCUUGGCGUAUUGCUGCUUUCAAUUCGUCAAUGGUUCGGGGAUGAUGUUGAAAAAACUUCUCUUUCAGGUAGCCCCAAAGGAAAAAGUCGCAUGGGGCAAGAUCGGGUGAACACGCAGGUAACAACGUCUCCACGUAACGAGAUUACGCGUCCUGGAAACAUUUCCCUUAACAGGUCCAUUGUCCUUCUUGCCAUAUGAGCUGUAUGUAUCCGGAUGUUCAAGUUCCCUAAGUUUUGGUUCCAAAAUAUUACGUAGCAUCUCGACAUAUCAGCAGUUACGGUAACCGUUACCCCUCCUUCUUCAAAAAAAUAGGGACCCGAAACACCAAAAGAACCAACAGCACACCAAACGGUAACACGUUGGCUGUGAAGUGGUUUUUCAUAGAGCUGCCGCGGAUUUUCUGGUGCCCAGUAGCGAAAAUUCUGCUUGUUCACACAGCCAGACAAAUGGAAAUAAGCCUCGUUACUCGUUAUUAAAUGCGCAUUUUGUGGGACGUUUUGAAGAAUAUCAUUGGAACAUUCUCGGCGAGUUUCCCAGUCCCGUUCACUAAGUUCUUACACGAUCAUCAUUUUGUAUGGGUGGAACUUCAGAUCGGUGUGCAGAAUUCUUCUCACAGAACGAUCUGACAAACGCAAAGCAGAGGCAUGUUUAACAGCUGAACGUCUAGGAGAUCGUUCAACUGCUUCUCUUACAGCUGCAAUGUUUUCAGGUGUCCGAACACUUCUCGGUCUACCAGUUGAUUUUCUUUUUAAGGCUGAACCUGUAGCUCUAAAAUUUGAAACCCACAACAGUAUUGUUUUGCGAUCUGGAACUGGAUCAUGUCUACCAAGUGCGAAGUGAGUACGAAAAUUUCUUUGUGUUGUAUCACAGAUUCGUUACUUUUGAAAAAUAUUUCGAUAACCGUGAUGUUCCGUCCAGUUCAUGGCAACAACAGAAAUGGCAAGGCGCGCGCAGCCAACCGACUACGCUAAGCUGGCUCCCUCUUUAGUGAUUAGGGCUCAGUAGCGGCGCAAAAUGUAGAAGAUCAUUUUGCCGGACCCUGUAUUUAUAUUGGAAGGCACUUGAUCGUACAAGAUGAUAUUUCUUGAGAGCCUCUUCCUGCGAUGCACUUGUAUCAUAAUUCUAUUACCGCUUUUAUACCUUAAUUCCCGUAUUUUGAAUAAUAAAGUUAUAUCUAAUUUAUCUUUGUUAGAAUUGAUCUGAUUAGGAAUAAUGUCUAAAUGAAUAAUUAACACAAAGGAUAAAAGUAGUUGAGCUAUUUGCUUAAGAUUUAACUAUAUACGCCUGAAUUUAUUGAUAUUCCAAAGAGGUUUUACUUUGAUGUAAGUCACUUUUCUGCUGUUUUUAUCACUCACUGAUUUACAGAACUUAGUUAUAUUUACAAUUUAUUGCAUAUUUUACUAAUAGAUCAGAUACGUACAUAGAUCUAGGAGCACCAACACGUAAAUUCAUUUGCUUCAAAACUGUAUUAUAAAGCGUUUUAGUCACAGCAACAUUACGAUUUUCAGUUUGGAAACAUCGAUACAUUUUUGACAAAUUUAGAUUAGGAUUUAAAUAUUCUUUCUGUACUUUACGUCGACAAUAGUUUGACUCUUGCUUUGGAAAUUUGGUGAUAUGUUUCAUAACUCAGUUCCUACUCUCGUGUAGAAUAGCCUUUAGUCUGAUGAUGCUUGCUUCUUUGACCUAUAGUAAUAUGAACACUGAGUUUGUCUUAUAAAAUUUGAAUUUGUCUAUAAGUGAUUUUGAAAACGUCGAGUAACGUAGUUUUGCAUACUUUUUUUGUCAUUUAUAAAGUACAUGAAUGGACACAACUUUAACGAAGUAGCAUCUGUGUUUUUCCAGUUCUCCUUUUUUUGGUUUCAUUUUGUUAAAAGCGCUGACUGCUCAUCAUAUGAAUGUGAAUGGAAAAAUAUAAAAUAGUCAGAUCCUUUCUCAUAUCAUUAUAAAGUUAAUUUUGAGCAAAUUUUAGGUUACAAGAUUUACGGCAUAUGUUAUAUCUUUAAAAAAUAACAUAAAUCAUAAAAUUAUAAUUAUUUUUUCCUGUUUCUACUUAUAUCCGUAGGAGCGGUCUUGGCAAAAACCAAUGUUGUGUCUUCCAGUGUAUGCAAGAGCCGAAUCUCUGCGAUUUUUUCUAAACAUAUUCUUUUAAGUUUCUAUAUUUUUGAGAUUUUCUGGGUGGUUCGGCAAGCAGCAAUAAUACACCGGAAUCAACUUUGAGUACCGUCUUACUAUUGAGUUAGUUUUCUUAAUAUUUUUCAUAUGAAACUUUUUUAAAUAUGUAAAUAUCGCUACAUUGAAAAGUUAUAAAUUAAUUUUAAAUAGAUUGAUGUUUCAUUUUGAUUUCACGUCUGUGUUACGUAUAUUAAAUUAAAUAUUUAUUAGGUUUCUUUAAAUUCUAGUUUUUUUCAUUAUCGGUUUUUUAAUAUUAUUGCUGGAAAGUUGCAUUUUAAACAACGCUUUUGAUUUUAUAAUUGCACAAGAGACUGCCAAAAUUAUUGCCAUAUAGUGAUCAUUUUGCAACAUGUUUUUUCAAGCAUUAAAAAUUAAAUAACAGAUUAAUAUAGAAACAUAGGGAAAAACGGCCGAAUACCAAUUUUUUUUUAAGAAUAAUUAUUAUCCUUAAAUUUAAGUAAAUUUAUAUCUCGCAUUUAAGGCAAUAUAGUAAAAAUAAUCACUGUUGUAAAUAAUUAGGCUGCAUUUUUUUUUAAUUAAAAGAAAAUAUUAAUUUAAGUAACAAGAAUAUUUAGAAUUAACAUUAAUGAUAUAAAAUUUUACGAGCAAAAAUUAUUUAUUUUUUGAGUUUUAUUUACAAUAACCAACAAAAUUCAUAUAAUGUAAAUAAGCCAAAACAAGUUUUAGAAAUUUUUAAAGAAAACCAAUUAUGAAUAAACAAAUAAAUGUAAUAAUGACUUUAAAUUUUAUAUACAUUUUUCUUAGAUUUGUUUGCUGGUUAGGUCAUAUAAUAAAAUUUUUAAUAUCUGAACCACAUUCGACUUUACAGACCCAACACACGCAAGAUUAUUAUGAAGUCUAAUAUUACUACGUCCAUUCCUAUAUACCUAUAAUUAAAUCCACAUUAAUUAAAGUCAAUAAAUCUGAAUUUAGGUUAAUAUAAAAACUUUUAAAAUCCUAAAUAAAUUGAAAUAAAAUAUUUUUUUACUUAUCAAAAUGUUUUGCUAUAACAAUCAAACAUUUUGGUAAUUUUAAAAGUAUUUUUUGAAAGGCCAGGGUUAUGUUUUAUAGUUCAUAUGUUUUAAGAAAUAGUUGUACCUAAUAAGAGCUAUUAAACAAUUUAUUUAUGCACUAUUUGAAAAAGACAUUAUUAGUUAAUGAAUUUAAUUAUUAAUUUAAAACAAGAUCUUGCGAGUGUUACUUUUAAAAUUAGUCCGAAUAUAAUUGAGUACCGGCCGUCCUUAAAUCCCAGCCUAAAUAAAAUAACGCAUCCAGUUCAUUGUUUAUUUGGCUGUGAAUAAACUUUAGGUUUUGUGAUAUACCAUAACAGAUUUUUAUUUACUUUUUAAUAAACAUAUUAAACAAUAGAUAGUGAGUUACCAAAACUUAAGCAAUACUAAGUGGCAUUGACACAGUUCCUCUAGUCAAUGAUUGUAUUGUAAUGAUGUAUUUUUAUUGCUGCUUCGAGUGUCUGAAUUUUAAUUAGUUUAGUCUCAAAUUGAGCGUGUUUUAAAAAUUGCAACAUUUAAAUUAGUUUAAUAAGUUUUAUAAAGUUUUAUAAUUUUAUUUUUCAUAUGUUUUAUUGUCAAAGUGAAAAAUUCCCAAAAAAGAAUUUAAACAUUUUAUAUUGCACCUUUUGAGUCUUUUUUACCUUACUUUUAUAAAUGAAAAAAUGUGAAAAUUAAAAAUUUACAGAUCAGCUUACUUAUACUAAAAAAUUAUAAAAACUAUGAGGAUAAGUGUUCUAUUUCAUAUUUAAUUUAUUAGAUAAUUAAAUUAUGGUUAACAAUUAUAAUUAUCAUUUGAUUUAAGAUGUUGAUCAUUUUGAUUCUGUGAAGUUCAUUUUAGGAAUUGUCCCUAUAUAAGUAAAAAAAAAAUAAUCGAAGAAUUUUUGUCUUACUUAUAUAGGAAUUAAAAGAAAACAUAUAUUUUAUAUGCGUAAUAAUAAUAAAUAAAAAAAUAGAGUUAGGUAUUCGAAAGAGCAAUGAAUUUUCGUACUGCUCCAGUAGUAUUAGUAAAGAUAAUGGAUAGUAAGACUAUAUAUGAGUACUCUAUCUAACUUAUUUUACUACUAGUGAAAUAUUGAACGUGAUGUAAUUAGCCAGAAUAGCAUGUAAGUUUAUGUAGGCAAUUUUUAACUUGCAUAAACUACAGUCUGAUGUCAAAAUUGAUAGCACUUUAUAUAUUAAAAAUCUCGAAAUUUUUCGUUAUAAGACAUAUUUAAACUUAAGAUCUGAUAAUUCGCGUUUCACAAAUUAUCAUUACUUCGGUUUCUUUAAUAUGAUCUUCGAUUUUUUAUUUUAUUGUUUUUAUAUUCGACUUCCACAAACAUCCAAACCUCUUAAAUAAAAUUUGACAAAAUUACAACUUUAGAUAAAGAUUUAUCCAUCUCUCUUAUAUAUUUUCUAAUCAACACUAAAAUUUACACAAAGAAUGAGUUUUGAAUUUUAAUAAUGUUUGUCACUAAAGUUAUUUAUCAAACAAAAAUAAGUAGAUCAUUAAAGGGUUAACAGUAGAAAACCAAGGAUGCUGUUAUGCAUAUAGCUCUCGUGAUCCUCCCCAUCAAAUAUUUGAACAGAGCGCGCGUAUGCUGGGUUCUCCAUGACAUGGUCUGCAGUUUUUUUCUUCUUUCAUUAUCAACCAUUCUCCGGAUUUUCAGCAAUCCGUAGGAUAUUGCAAAUCAGUGUCCAAUGAAAUUGCCGAUCUAGCAUAGGAGUUUCCUUCUUUGUUACCAGAAUUACCGGAGUGGUUAUUUAAUUCAGGUCCACGCAGGAUCGAUAUAUACAUUAGAGUAGAAGCUUGGAGCUCUCCGUUUUGGUCUUAAUAGCCUUAGUGGUGGCUUUACUAUAUUAUCACAUUGAAAACUCAGUUUCGGUAUUCACAAUUUAAUAUUUCCUGUGCGCGUUUAAAUACAGCGAACACAUAAGCUUAAAAGACAGUAGCAUUCUUUUCCAGUAAAUGGAUCCCCCAUAGUAGUAUAUAGGGGCCCAAUUUAGAAGGCUGCAUCAACAAUGUAAUUAAUUCUGAGACCGUCUGUGUAUCAGAUAGUCCUUCUUAUCACAUUAAUGCAGGCGUUUAAUAUAUAGUCCUUCCUCUCUGCCUGCAGCCAGUCAUAUAAGUUACGAAGCCUUUGUGAUCGACUGUCGCAGUUAAUAUAUAGCUUCAUUCAGUCUGCAUGGCCUUAAAUUGUAUAGCAAGGUCCAAGACCAAAAGAUUUGUUUAUUUGGACUCGAACUUGGAUCCAUGGAUGCGAUUAUUCGGUAUAGGAUUUUUAUUGGCCUACUAGAUAAUAAAACCCACCAGACUGGUACAUAAUGAACAUUUUAAUUACCAGCUAUUUGUCCAGCAUAUAAAAAAUUACCAGUUUCCCCCCAUUUCGUUGAGAUGUACUCUUGCUUAUACUUCUAUUAUACACUAGAAACUUCAAUAAAGAUAUUUUAAUAAAGAAACCUACAUCCUUAGUUUCUUUGUAAAAUGGUAUUUAUAAUUAACGCUAUUUUUAUUUACAAUAAUGUUGCAAUUUUCAUAACACAUAGUAAGAGUUUAUUGUUUGUGCGAAAACAUCGAGUCGAUUUUACUAUAGAUCACGAUUUAUACAUCGAAUGAUAUAAAUAAAACUACAAAUAUUAUAUUGAUAGCUAUUUAUUAAUAAUUUAUAUUAAUUAUUAUGUCCUGUGCCAAAUCGAUGUACCUCAAGUUUCAGAAUACUUACUGGAUAUUAUAUUGGCGUAGCUGUUCAAAUUUUAUUCGCUAUAUCAAAAAAAAAAUUAUCUCGAAUGGAAAUAAACGUAAGGUACUUUUUAAAAGUUUUUUUUUCUGAUAUAGCUUAGUAUUAAGUAAAACUAUGUAUAUAAUAAAUAGUCUUAACUUAAAUGUUUAACAUCGAGAUAAACUUUUUCUGUCGCCACAGAGAGAUACAUAUUUCAUAUUUUUUUAGACAUAUAUGUACCGUUUAUUAACAAUACAAUAGAAUAUUAUAUAAUAUUUAAAUACUUUGGUUGUGGAGAACAAUCGUAAUAUACCUCAUUAAAUAAAUAGAUCACAAUGGAUGUUAAACAUUUACUAUUUUUUAAUAUUAUUCCCAUAUUAAUAUACCUAUUAUUAAGUAAUGUUCAUAGGAAUAAUUUUUUAUACAGUCAACGCAUUGGGACAAAUUUUAUUGUUUAUGUUUAAACAGAAAGUUUAUUUUUCUGUACACAAGGGUGCCUUGAUCAUAAGUUUUAAUUGUGGUGAACAUACAUUUAAUGGCAUUAUUUUUUACCUUUGUAAAAAUGUUUGUAAUAUAUAUGGCACAAAAAUUGUAUUUUUAGUAAUGUAACAAAACUUGAACAAGUUCUUAUUAUUAUUGAGAAAAAAUGCAGAUAAAUUUAGUAAAAAAAUAUGUAUGAAUUAUUUAGUUAAUAUUAGAUUUAACAGAACAUAAUGUUUGUAUGUAAAAAUAUUUUAAAUUCUUAAUCUAUUGAUUUAACUUUGCGUUUCCUACAUCCAACAAUAUAACAAAAAAGUACUAUUGUUGUGCUAAACUAUAUUUUACUGCUAUAAAAGUAUUUAAACUUUAAUAUAAUAUUUAAGAUACAUCUUAUAGUAGAUUAAAUACAGUGCGGUCAUGAAUAUUCCUUCUCUCCUCUUAACUUCUAAAUGGGGCAAGAUACUUCGGUAAGAUCGGUAAUAAUUAAUAACUUGUAAUUUUUAGGUACAAAUACUAAGUACGGCCUUUAUUUUAGGUUUAUUGUGCUGUUUCUAUUAAAUACUAUUAAACACUUGGGUUUUUAAAAGUGUAUAGACGUUUAUAAUUAAAAAAUAAAUUGUAUAUACCACUAUCAAUGAGAAAUAAUUAAUAAUUGCAACCUAAAUUCACCUUGUUACAAAUGUUAGGGCAGUUACUCUAAAUAUUGCUCAAAAUAUAAACUAUUCGUUAACAAUAAACAAAUUCCUUUUGAAAUUCGUUCUUUAUUUUCUUAAAAAUACUGUCCUACAAUUAUAGUUUAAAAAUUGUCAAAUUUCUAACUUCAACAAUAUCUUUUACUCUCCGCUUUUUAUUAUUAAUGCUAAUUUUAGUAAAGCCGCAUGGUUGCAAUGGUAUUCAGCACAGUUCUCAUUGAUAAAUUUUAAUGUUGUUCCUGGAAUUAGCAAAUAUAGACCCAUUUAUUUUUGGUUGUUUUUUAAGUAUCGUUAUAUUUUCUAACUUUUUAUACAAGGUUUUUCAAAAACUCAUUUAUACCCUUUAGUCAUUUCUAACUACCGCUGCUUUUUUUCAGAUUAAUUUUUAUUCAUAGUAAAUACGUAUUUAAGAAGUUUCGUAUUUUUUUUGUGUUUCUACAAAAAAUCAUUUAAACACAAUAAGUAAGAAAGCUUUUAAUUUUUUAAUAUUAUUUUAAUUUCAAUUAACAAAAUAUUACUUAAUUAUUCGAUAGCGAGAAAUUGAAUUAUAAGUAAAUAAACUAUGAUCCAACAAUAACCAAAAUAUUGACCUAAUAUAUUUUUUUUUCUUAUUAUUUAUUUAUACGAGCUUUUGCAGCUUGGUCUACUGUACCGGGUCACUUCUUAUAUUAACUUCUCACGCCCUCGUAUAUCAUUCACGCCAAUGUAAAAGUUGUAAGAUUUGACAUGUAAUUUUUGCAAAAUAUAGGGUUAUGUAUACAGGGUGUUGUAAGAGAAAUAAAGAAAAACAUAAACAUAAAAAACAUAAAUUAAUGCAAUGAUUAGAAUGCAAUUUAUUAAACAUAUGAGCUCGUAACUAAUAUACAACUAAAAUAGUGAAAUUUCAUAACUGCUGAAUAUUCUCACCAUUUUGAUCAAUUUGAACAAAUUUGAUAUUGUUUAAACAAAUUUGAUAUUAUCUUUCUUAUUUUUAAUUUGCAUUACUACUAGUGGUACAUUAGUAAUAUAGUGUAAAUUUUCCUGGUUAGGCCGGUUUAUAGAAUUUAAAAUUUUAGCUCUAGAUAAUAAUAUAACCUCCACAAAAAUGAAUUUAAAGGUAAAGUUUCUAGACUAUUUGGGGGACAGUUUUUUGUUCAUCGCCUACCUAUCCCUAUUUCAUGCCUGUUGUGCCUGAAGACCUCCUAAAAUUUUAUUUCGCAGAAUUCGAGAGGGUUUAGUGUAGCCCAAAAUGUGUAUUUUUUUACUAAAUACACCCGCAGUUGUAAAGUGCACCAUCGGUCAACAAUAUUUUAUUAAAUAAAAAAUAUCCGGUCUGUUUCUGCGCAGCAUUUUAGCAUAAAAUACCAUUCGAUCAUAUUUAUGAGCGGCUUCUAAUCUUUAAAAAGCAUAAAAAUCACCCUAUAAAAAUAACAAAGUAUCUAAUUCUUCGUUUUUAUUAUCUACGCCUAUUCGUAUUUCUAUUUCCCUUUGAAGAUAUCUUCUAAACCUGAAUUCCUUUUUGCGUUAAAGAAAGUUUUUCUGGAACUGUUUCGAUAUAAUCGUCCAUUAUUCCUCUGAGCUGUAAUAUUUCACAUUUCUCUUAAUCUGUAUAAUGCAUAAAGAGAAUAAUUACAAAGAUGAAGUUCGUAUUUAUAGAAGAAGAAUAAAAAGGCCUCUCGUUAAAAAAAAAGUGUCCCACUUAAGAAAUGUUUCUUUUGUUUUUUUUUUAAUUCUUUUUGCAUCAUCCUGCAUACCUUACACUAUAAUUGGCAAGAACAACAUUUCAAGCCCUACAGCUUUUACAUUUACCAUUUUUUAUAUAGGAUGGUCCAAAAAACUUAAGAAGGGUGGGAAAUAUAAAGAAUGAUACUAUACGACUAACCGGCUACCCAUACAACUAGGGCUAUGGAAACAACUUUAUUUUUUUAAAUUUACAUGUAGGCAAAAAUAUAUCUUCUCACAUUAAAAAGUUAAGAGGGACCAAACUUCCUAGAAAUAUUAAGUAAGAUCAAAUUUAUUUAUUCGGCAUUAAGAUAUUCCAUAUUUAAUUUGUUAAAGUAGUAAAUAUUAACUAAAAGCAAGAAUAGGUUUAUUAAUAUUAUUCAACAAAUACAUUACCGUAUGUGUUAUAAAUCAAAAUUAAACAAAUAAAAUGUAUAUUUCACCAUUCUAGCAAUACAAGAACGUCCCAAAGCAAGCACAAUUCCUUCCACAAAUAUAUUAAAAUAAAAUGAUUAUAAAAAGCGUCGUGUUUUUGCUACAAUAUUGUUGUAAAUAAGACAUUAUUAAUAAUAUUAUUAGUCUAAAGAUAAAUGUUCCUACUAUGUGUGAAUAGUUGUUAAGUAUAUUUUUGUGUAUCGGAAUGUAAAUAGAAAACAUGAUCAGGUGAUAAGGUUAGUUAUAUUCGUUAAUAUAGUUUUACCUACAGUUAAUGUUUUUAUUAAGACGAACAAGUAUUGAAAAUGUUGAUUUAAAAUCACUUAUAAUAUUCAUGUGACAGGUUUUUGUAGAAAAUAUAUUAAUAUUUAUUCUG